AUGCAAUCGAUAACAAGAGGAUUAACACAAACUAGUAAAAGACUUGCUUCAAAGUCAUUACUAGCAACUAGUAGUAUUAACUCUACCUCUUCUUCUUCUUCAUCCUCCUCUUCAUUCUCAUUCAAUACUUCUUCAUCUUUAUCAUCUUUAUCAUCUUUAUCAAAAACAUUUAUAAAUAAUAAUAAUAAUAAUCAAACGAUAUUUAAAUCAUUAUAUUCAAAUAAUAAUGGAGGAAGAGAUGAGAAUAUUGAUUUUCAAAAUACAGUAGAGAUUAGUGGAUUACCAUCGACCAUUACCAAACAUGAUAUUCAAGAUCUAUUCCCAGGACUAUCGAUUUCACACAAUGGUAUAAAGAUGAUUUUUGACGAUGAGACCAACUUGGGUUACGCCUAUGUAACAUUUGACACGCAAUCUGAUCGAUUGGGUGCACUUCAAAUUCGUGAUGCCAACAUUGGUAGUGUCAAGGUUAAUAUCUUGCCAUUGUCAAUCAACAAAAAGGAUUGGAAGGAUAUUGGUUCAUCGUCCUAUCUACACAGAACCGCUGUCACAAACCAUCUUUGGAGAUCACGUACACCUCUUUUCGAACUAAAAAGCAAGACCAUCAACCAUCCACCAUCAAACAAGACCAUCCCAAUCGUUGAAAAGUCUCCACAAGACAGUUUUACAGAGAUCUUUCUUCAUUUUAGUUCAGACAUUAAUCUUCGUGAAAUGUAUCUAAGUCCAUUUGGUCAUUUACGUAUUGGUAGAUUCCUUGAAGAUCUUGAUGCUCUUGCUGGUACUGUUGCAUACAAACAUGCAGAAGGAACAAGUGAAGAAAAGUUAUUUACAAUUGUAACUGCAUGUGUUGAUAGAAUUCAUUUAUUAAGACCAUUAUGUCCAGAUAAAGAUUUCAAGAUGGAAGGUAUAGUAACAUGGGUUGGUAAAUCAUCGAUGGAGAUUAUGAUCAAGGUUAGAUCGAUGGAUCCAGCCACCAAGGUAUGGGAACCAGUUUUGAUUUCCUACUUUACCAUGGUUGCUUUGAACCCUGAAAACAGAAAGGCUGCACCUGUCAAUCAGUUGGUUCUCGAUACUGAGAAGCAAAGAAAACUAUUCGAGGAUGGUGAACUUCAUAAACAACAACGUCUCAGUCAUUCACAACAAUCACUUCAAACCAGUCCUCCAACCGACGCUGAGUUGAAAACCAUUCACGACCUCUUUAUGACUAGUAAUCAACCACAACAAUUUGAAAAGACUCAAUGGAUUCCAAUGAAAAAUACCAAUCAGACCACCGUCAUUCUCUGUCAACCCCAGGAACGUAAUAUGCAUGGCAAUAUUUUUGGUGGCUACCUAAUGAGAAAGGGAUUCGAGUUGGCAUUUACAACUUGUUUUGUAAGAUUCAACAAAUCGAUUCCUCAAUUCUUUGCCAUGGAUGAUAUCACCUUUUUACAAUCGGUCGAUAUUGGCAACAUCUUGUCGAUGGAUGCUACCAUUGUCUAUGUUCACCCCAUUCCAGAUCUAAAGGAAAGUUAUUAUGUCCAAGUAGAGGUUACUGCACAUGUAUCCAAUCCAAUCAAAUCUGGUCCAGAAAAGAAACGAUCAAAUACUUUUAAUUUCACAUUCCUCUGUACUCCACCAGAUUCCUCUACCAAUUAUUCAACCACGGCUCAACAACCAGAAAAGCAAGGAAGCGGUGAUAUCCCAAAACCAAUUAGAAUCUUACCACAAACCUAUACUGAAGCUAUGCGUUAUUUGGCUGGUAAACGUAUUGUUGAUAGACAAAAAUUAUAUAGUCAAUCUGAUUUGGAUGUUUGGAGAGAAUAA
Cavenderia fasciculata is the source of this 1800-nucleotide messenger RNA. RefSeq names its product RNA-binding region RNP-1 domain-containing protein. The coding region runs from base 1 to 1800 and encodes 599 amino acids. The record is from RefSeq and is a predicted model, not a curated record. Gene Ontology annotation, cellular component: mitochondrion. Gene Ontology annotation, molecular function: RNA binding; fatty acyl-CoA hydrolase activity. The transcript has 2 exons. Gene Ontology annotation, biological process: acyl-CoA metabolic process. NCBI's taxonomy places the organism in Eukaryota, Evosea, Eumycetozoa, Acytosteliales, Cavenderiaceae.